Molecule: messenger RNA, 3143 nt
Organism: Morone saxatilis (striped sea-bass)
Lineage: Eukaryota; Metazoa; Chordata; Actinopteri; Moronidae
Gene: lrsam1
Product: leucine rich repeat and sterile alpha motif containing 1
Molecular function (GO): protein binding
Source: RefSeq, a predicted model, not a curated record
UGUGCCGGCGGUGUUGUUAGGGCUUUCCCACCGGUUCAUUUGUCCCUGGGAGCAGGUCUCGUUGUGGUGGAGGGGCAAGAAGGAAACCCGGCAGGCAGAGAGACAGCAGGUCAGGCGGGACUCAGCAUGCCUCUGUUCUUCAGAAAGAGGAAACCCAGCGAUGACUCCCAGAAGAGACUGGAAUAUCAGCUGUGCCGGUCUAAGGAGGCAGGUGCUGAUGACAUCCUGGACAUCUCAGCUUGUGAGCUCUCAGAGGUUCCCUCAGGUGCUUUUUCCAUUUGCAAGGUGCUACAGAAGAAGGUCCUUAUCCUCCAUAACAAUGAGCUGAAGUCAUUGGUACCCAGAGGCUGUGACAUCAGCACUCUUGCCACUUUAAAGGUUUUGGAUCUGCAUGAGAACAAGCUCACCUCUCUCCCAGAGGACAUUGGGAGGCUGGCGUCACUGCAGAUUCUGAAUGUGGAGAAAAACCGUUUAAAGGCACUGCCGGACUCCAUCGGGGAUCUGCGGCUUCUGCAGACGCUCAAUUUGAAGGGUAACUGUCUCAGUGAGCUGCCUUCCUCAGUUUGUUCUUUGAGCAGCCUGCGCACCCUGGACGUGAGUGACAACAACAUCGUCCAGCUGCCCAAAACCCUGGCCUACAUCCGCACACUAGAGAGCUUUACACUUGAUGCUGCCACGAUGUCCUACCCACCUGUGUCUGUGUGUACAGAGGGCACAGAGAGCAUCCAGCGCUUCCUAUGCUCCGAACUGGGAGAGGAGUACUGCCCUCCAUCCCAGUAUCUCCUGCCAGUGCUGGAGAGUGACAGUGGCAAACAGAACUCUGACUGUUUGGACGGCUUGGAGGAGGCCUGGCAGAACAAAUUCAGCGACUACGAGAAGAGAAAGGUGCAGAAGCAGCAGCAGAAGCUAGCUUUCGAGAGGCAUCUGGAGGAGAAGAAAAAUGAGCACACCCAGCUUAUACUCAUGAACACCUCCCGCAAGGAAAACAUGCUCAACUCAGUCCGACAGGAGCAGGAGCGUCUGGAGCAGGGGGUUAACCAACAGCAGAGAGCUCAAGAGGCUGAGAGGCUGCUGGUGCUGGAAAAAGUCCGACAAGCUGAAGACAGCAUCAGCAGUCGCAUCAGCAACAUGCUGAUGGAUAAAAACAGGCAGAAAAAGAGUGCAGAGUUUCUUCAAGCCAUGGAGGAAGAUCGGAUCCGUAUGGAGCAUCUGACUGCCAUCACACAGGAAGAAACCAAUUCACUGAGGAAGAGGGAUGUGGCAGCUGCCAUGCAGAAGAUGCUGUCAGACAGCUGUGCCAUGAGCAUCGUGCAGGAGGCCAGUGACUUUCGCAGACAGAGCCUGGUGUCCGAGACCUACAGAAGUAUGGAGUCUUUGGACAGGAAGUUUGACAAGAUGCUGUCCCUCCAAGUUUUGGACAAAUCUAAAGCCAUCGCCCACAUCUUACAGGAGGAGGAGAUGCAGAAAGCAGCAUUCCAGGCCCUGCAGCUGCAGAAAGAUGCUGUACACGGCUACAUCCGCAACCAGAUCAAGCUCAUAGAGGGCGAAUUAAAGCAGCUGACUAAAUUGGAGAUUAAAAGACGCAGUCUGGAUGCUGAGAACCUGCAGGAGGUUCUAGUGGAGCAGCGCACAGCUCUCAGUGAUUUGUUGCAGCAGCUGCUGAAGCAGAGAGACCAGAGGGAGCAGGAGCUGCGACAUGUGCUGGCUGAGAUGGAACGGAAGUCUGAGUCCAACCAGCAGAACUACUGGAUGAUCCAGUACCAGAGACUGUUGGAUGCCAAGCCACUGUCACUGCGCAUGCAGGAAGCGGGCGUGGAGAAAGAGUUGGUCAACCUGCUGUGCAAACUGUCAGCUCAGCACUACCUGCCCAUCCUGGCUCAUCAUCGAGUGACCACUGAGGCCCUUCGCCACAUGAACUCCUCUGACCUCAAGAAGCUUGGCAUUAAUGAAAUAGGAAUCCAGAAAGCUCUUCUGAAGUGGGCUCGGGAACACCCUUCUGAAGGAGCUUGUAAGGCUGUCCUGCAGGACGAGGAGGCAGAGCUCACUCCCUCGGCUCCGCCCCCUGCCUCCCCUCCAUUACUUCCCAACAUUUCCCAAAUCCCCAGCCCACCACUCACCCCGGGGACCCCCGUCACCCCUUCAGCCCCCAGCCCUGUGGAGGGACCAGGGAGCUCUGAGUGUGUGGUCUGCAUGGAGAGCGGGUCUCAGGUCAUUUUCCUGUCCUGUGGUCAUGUAUGCUGCUGUCAGGUCUGCAGCGACGCUCUGCAGAACUGCCCUCUUUGUCGUAGCAACAUAUCCCAGCGCAUACGCCUGUACCACAGCUAGAAGCAAGUACAGCGCCGCGCUGGUCCUCCACCGACUGCAGCUCUUUUUAUUUAUGCAUGAUCAUAAAGCUGUUGUGAGCUAACCCUCGUCAUGUAUAGAGAAGCUUUUAGCGGGUUUUCAAAGAGCUGAGCCACUUUCCUGUAUUAACCAAACAGUACUUUGUGAUGUAUAUGCAGAAACAAGUUUGAAUAGAACUAUUUUUAAUGGUGUUUUAAUUGUGUUUUUGGUUGUCACCGGCAUCCAAGCCUGUGUAUUUUGUUGUUCUUUCUAAAUUCUAUCAUUUUUUAAAUAUGAAUUAAGAUCCAGGUGGAUGAAACUGCUCACUGGUUGAAGACUGACUGUUCUUUGCCUUAUUAUACCUUCUUAAUUGAUGUGCCUUUUUCUGGAAAUCUUUCUUUUCAUUUAACAAUACUUCUGUGUUGUAACCAAAGUAACACCUGUCCAGUUCACUAAAACAAUCUAUGGAUUGUUGUUGCUAUUGUUGCUCAUUGUAUCACUAAUGCACCUCAUGUUGUUCUGCAAUCAGUUACACAACUUGUCUUGCCCUCGCUGUGGGGGCCGUUUUUCAACCUUACUUUAUUCUCCAUUCCUCUUGUCUCUGACAUAUCUUUUCUAUUCUUAUUUCAAUCACAAUAUAUGGUGCACAUGUACGAACUAACAUCACCUGUUUGUAGCCACAACUAAUGCUAUUAUACUCUUUCAAGUGCUCUUAACUCUAACAUCUCAGCAUGUUUCAGGUAAAUAUUAUUGUAUAUGAGUCUGUUAAAUGUAGUGUGUAAGAGAUUCAUGUCUAUAUAAAUCAGACAUUUCACAGACAA